Messenger RNA from Notodromas monacha, 996 nucleotides. The record is from the annotation of a GenBank genome assembly. Lineage: Eukaryota; Metazoa; Arthropoda; Ostracoda; Podocopida; Cyprididae.
AUGGCUGAUAGAGUGUUCGAAGGUAGAAUGGUUGGUGCAGCCCAAGUUUUAGAAAAAGCCGUCGAUGAGGAGCUAGAAAGGUUGGAGAAUUUGCAUCAAGAUGACUUGGCUGCAAUCCGGAAGAACAGGAUUGAUUCUCUGAAGAAAAUGGCCGCACAAAAGCAAGAUUGGAUCAGUGCUGGUCAUGGAGAAUACACGGAAGUGGCCACUGAGAAAGAAUUCUUCGACGUCACGAAGAAGUCGAAGAAUGUGAUCUGUCACUUUUACAAGGAUUCGACUUUCCGUUGCGAAAUCUUGGACAAGCAUCUAAAAAUUUUGGCCCCAAAGCACUUGGAGGCGCGAUUUGUCAAGCUCAACGUGGAGAAAGCUCCGUUCCUAACUGAGCGGCUAAAAAUCAGAGUAAUUCCGACUUUGGGAAUCGUGAAGGACUCCGUCACAAAAGACUUCAUCAUUGGAUUCACCGAGUUGGGAAACAGGGAUGAUUUUAGCACAGAAAUGCUCGAGUGGCGAUUAGCUCGAGCUGAUGUGAUCGAUUAUGCUGGGGAUCUCUUGACACCACCGGAUUCUAAGCCGAAAACUUCAAAAUUAUCGGUCAUGCUUGGUCAAGAUCGGAAAAAGACUAUUCGUGGUGGUGGAAGAGGAUCGGAUUCGGAUAGUGAUUGACGUCAUCAUCUCUCUGGCACCGCUGCAUUGCUUGAUCAAAGGCACUACUGAUCCAGCGAGCAGAUUUCUACAUUCACUUUGUUCAUAGCGAAUUAAUGGAUCUCUUCUUUUUUUUCGGCACGCCCGGAAGUUCUGUUUGUAAAUGGUUGACGAGAUUCACCGGUGGAGCUGCCGUCCUUUAAUUUUUUCGAUGCAAAUGAAAUUGAUCAACACAUGACUUGAUAUAAAAUAUCUGCAAAUUCAUAAUCGUUCGGAGUGGAAUUUCAAUUCGAUCUAUUGUUUUCCUAUUCUUACCGAUUGUUGAAUAAAACUGAUGGAUGGAAAACUUGAAUA